Molecule: messenger RNA, 1844 nt
Organism: Thlaspi arvense
Lineage: Eukaryota; Viridiplantae; Streptophyta; Magnoliopsida; Brassicales; Brassicaceae
Source: the annotation of a GenBank genome assembly
AUGAGGAUUAACCGCAGACUCGUUCAAAAGACCAUCCUCACUUUCCUAAGAUCCAAAAAACACAAGACAAGAAUGACAUACAAUGCGCCUCCUCCAGCGGAAGAUGAGGAGAACAACGCAAGAUCGACGGAGAAUAAUCAUCGGCAAAUGGAUUACAACGAUUGGUUACCGGUAACGGCGUCUAGGGAGGGCAAGUGGUAUUACUCUGCCUUUCACAAUGUCACGGCCAUGGUCGGCGCCGGAGUUCUCGGUCUCCCAUUCGCCAUGGGACCUGGACUUGUUGCAAUAAUGUUAUCAUGGGCUAUAACGUUCUAUUCGUUGUGGCAAAUGGUGGAGUUGCACGAAUCUGUUCCCGGGAAACGGUUAGAUCGUUAUCCAGAGCUAGGCCAAGAAGCGUUCGGACCAAGACUAGGUUACUGGAUCGUCUUGCCUCAACAGCUUCUGGUCCAGAUGGCUUCCGACAUAGUUUACAACGUGACGGGAGGCAAAUCGCUUAAGAAAUUCGUCGAGCUUCUUUUCCCUAAUCUCCAUCAUGUACGUCAGACUUAUUACAUCCUCGGAUUCGCCGCGUUGCAGAUCGUCCUCUCUCAGUCUCCUGAUUUCAACUCUAUCAAGAUCGUCUCUCUUCUCGCUGCACUCAUUUACUCAAUGAUAGCGUCUGUAGCGUCAAUAGUGAAAGGAACGGAGCAUCGUCCAUCGGAGUACGGAGUCAGAGGAGACACGACGGCUGCAAUGAUUUUCGACGCGUUUAACGGUAUAGGAACAAUAGCGUUUGCGUUUGCAGGACACAGUGUGGUUCUUGAGAUCCAAGCAACAAUUCCUUCAACACCUGAAAUCCCAUCGAAGAAACCAAUGUGGAAAGGAGUCGUCGUCGCUUACUUGAUCGUCAUCGUUUGUUACCUCUGUGUGGCUAUCUCCGGUUUCUGGGCUUUCGGUGAUCUUGUUGAGGACGAUGUUCUCAUUUCCCUUGAGAGACCUGCUUGGCUUAUAGCUGCUGCUAAUUUCAUGGUCUUUAUCCAUGUCAUCGGAAGUUAUCAGGUUUUCGCCAUGUCGGUGUUUGACACGAUCGAGUCAUAUCUGGUGAAAAAUCUUAAAUUCACCCCUUCGACAACACUGCGUCUAGUCGCACGUAGCUCAUACGUUGCAUUGAUAUGUCUUGUAGCGGUUUGUAUCCCAUUUUUCGGAGGUCUUUUAGGGUUCUUCGGUGGCCUCGUCUUCUCAUCAACAUCGUACUUUCUGCCUUGCAUUAUAUGGUUGAUCAUGAAGCGACCAAAACCAUGGAGCAUGCAUUGGUUUUUCUCUUGGAUAGCAAUAAUCAUUGGUGUCUUGAUAGCAAUCUUUGCGCCAAUUGGAGGAAUGAGACACAUUAUCCUUUCAGCAAAAAGCUACAAGCUCUUCUCAUAGGCUUCAAAAGCCCAAAGCAACCACCAUCACAACAACUUUAAAAUGUUUUAACUUAGCCGUCUAGUUUUGGAAUACAUAGUUAGAAUAUUUGGAUCUUCUUUUGUGUUUCUCUCGUUUCAUUGAGUGUGUCUUGUUUUUUUAUAUAACCAUUCCAUCAAGAACUGCCUUAUGAAUUGCUCCUGGAUAUCCAUGAAGGCUCUAGAGUCUGAGGCUGUGACAGAUGUUCUCUCCAACCAGUCAUGUAAAAUCACCUACAAAGGAAUAUCAUACGAUUUGUGGGCUCUCAACUUGCAGAUUUUUUAGCAUAUUUUUCUUUUUCAUUUCAAGCUUAUAGAUUUUUCUACUGCGGGUAAAAAGACUAAAUGGCUGUGUAGCACUCAAAGCUUUUGGUUUUGGAUUGUAAUAAAACAUCUAUAUAAUGAGUUUGGCUUUCUGUUUCC